AUGGCCAAGAAGUAUAAGGUGACAAAAACCUACCCGCAAAGUAGCUUCAGAAAGGUUAUCAAGGCAAAAACGAACCUCCCCAUAGCCAAAGACAACUCAGACAUGUUGGUGUAUCUAAUCUACAUUGAGUAUCUCCAUCAACUCAUGAAUGGGGCGGCAGAGAAGGGCAUGUCUGAACGGUCGAUUGAAGACGUACACAGUGAGCUCAUGAAGCGCUUUCAAGGAUGA
Messenger RNA from Sungouiella intermedia, 228 nucleotides. NCBI's taxonomy places the organism in Eukaryota, Fungi, Ascomycota, Pichiomycetes, Serinales, Metschnikowiaceae. The record is from the annotation of a GenBank genome assembly.